Kogia breviceps (pygmy sperm whale) is the source of this 948-nucleotide messenger RNA. Its product is annotated as ubiquitin-conjugating enzyme E2 N-like. The record is from RefSeq and is a predicted model, not a curated record. Gene Ontology annotation, cellular component: nucleus. Lineage: Eukaryota; Metazoa; Chordata; Mammalia; Artiodactyla; Physeteridae. Gene Ontology annotation, molecular function: ubiquitin conjugating enzyme activity. Gene Ontology annotation, biological process: protein K63-linked ubiquitination; DNA damage tolerance.
AUGAAUGUGGACAACGGGCCUUAUUUCUGUGGCCUGCUCCAGGAAGGCGUGGCAUUAGAGCAAAGGUUACACGGCGAGCGGAGCCGGAGACGAGACCAGAGGCCGAACUCGGGAUCUGACAAGACGGCCGGGCUGCCCCGCAGGAUUAUCAAGGAAACCCAGCGUUUGCUGGCAGAGCCAGUUCCCGGCAUUAAAGCAGAACCAGAUGAGAGCAACGCCCGUUAUUUUCAUGUGGUCAUUGCUGGCCCUCAGGAUUCCCCCUUUGAGGGAGGGACUUUUAAACUUGAACUAUUCCUUCCAGAAGAAUACCCAAUGGCAGCCCCUAAAGUACGUUUCAUGACCAAAAUUUAUCAUCCUAAUGUAGACAAGUUGGGAAGAAUAUGUUUAGAUAUUUUGAAAGAUAAGUAGUCCCCAGCACUGCAGAUCUGCACAGUUCUGCUAUCCAUCCAGGCUUUGUUAAGUGCUCCCAAUCCAGAUGAUCCAUUAGCAAAUGAUGUAGCCGAGCAGUGGAAGACCAAUGAAGCCCAAGCCAUAGAAACAGCUAGAGCAUGGACUAGGCUAUAUGCCAUGAAUAAUAUUUAAAUCGAUCCGAUCAUCAAGUGUGCAUCACUUCUCCUGUUCUGCCAAGACUUCUUCCUUUUUUGUUUGCAUUUAAUGGACACAGUCUUAGAAACAUUACAGAAUAAAAGCCCAGACAUCUUCAGUCCUUUGGUGAUUACAUGCACAUUAGCAAAUCUAUGUCUUGUCCUGAUUCACUGUUGUAAAGCAUGAGCAGAGGCUAGAAGUGUCAUCUGGAUUGUUGCGAAACGUUUAAAAGCAGUGGCCCUUCUCUGCUUUUAUUCAUUUCCCCAUCAUGGUUUGAGUAUAAAGCACUGUGAAUGAAGGUAGUUGUCAGGGUUAGCUGCAGGGGUGUGGGUGUUUUUCUUUAUUAUUAUUAUUUUUUGGUGG